AUGAACAUCAAUAGCACCAUUCAACAGGUCGCAUAUACUCUAGGCUACGCAACGGAGUUACAGACCCACCUUUCCAAAGCUCUUAUGGCCCCUGGGACUGACGGGGAACGGCUGGCGGAUUGUGGAAUAGACUUGAUUCGUUCGUGUCUUUCGCAAUAUGGUUAUGAGAUGAAGAUUCAACCAAGCGAUAUCGCCGCAGUAAAGGAAAGGCUGUGUAGCUACGCUCAUCUUAGUUCAGUCGCCCAGCGCAUAAUGAUUGACAGGAUCGUUCCAUACGACUCGCAGUCCAGUGAAGAGCGUCACACUAUAGUCGGGAAGACCAUGGCAGCGGUUAUUGCAGCCGCACAUCUCGACUGUGGGGGAAGCUAUCCACGUACGUGGCAGAUAUUGGUGCAUAUAGGCUUCUUCACGCAGGAGGAUAACGCGGUGGAUCCAACACUGUUCCUGGCCAGCAUAAAUAGGUAUCCACAUCUGCCUAUUGGACGUUCUGGGAACGAUGACAGCUGUGCCACGAUGGUCGAUUUACUACCAAACACAGUACAAGAUAGCAAGUCCAAACGAUCUGCGAACAUCUCAUUCGAUAGUCAACAAAAGAUAAAGCAAGGUCGACGGCAAAGGUACAAUUCAAUGGUAUGCUUCCUCGAGGAAGAAACCAUGAAGUGUCACGCGAAAUGUCUUCGGCCCCCGCAGGAAUCGUACUUUACCGCAGAAAUCGAGAUGGCCAUCCAAAACCCAGAUCUGAAACAAUGGGAACAGGUUUCCAAACGGCUAAUAUUAGGUUCUGGCAGCUCGCUGUCAGUUCUAUUCCUAAAGGAGGCAAUUCAAACCUGGCGAGCGAGGGCCGACAUGCCUCAUCUGCAGAUCUCUAAACAUUCAUCGAAGGCAGAGACAUAUGCCAACAUCUCCCUCAUAGACCAGAGAAUCACGGGGCUGAAUUUAUUUCGAAGAUACCACAUCUCACACUUAUUCGAAGCAUGUGGUGGACAUGAGACACCAUCAGUUUCAAGGUUUAUUGCAAUCCCAGCAUUGAACGCUUCGGGUAUCAAACGGGCUGGCAAUCCCCUCAAGAAUGCAGAGUCAGAAAUGACCACAGCGAUGAUGAAGAAAAUGCUUCCUGGUCUCGAACCAGGGUCGUCAGAGUAUAAGAAGGGGUACAAGGAUGUUAACAACCUUCGAUUACUUGCACGGAGAUUUCACACCCUACAGGAGCAUUUCGGCAAGGGUAUUCUUGCAUUGAUACCUUAUCCGCAGCAUCCCCACCAGCCAGGUCUGGAGUUAUCUGACAAUAUGCUCUCCAAGGUGCCGGAAUGCAUCUUUCCCCAAAUCGUUUCAAUCCUCAAUCGUUCCCAAGGAAACUAUCUACGGGCACUGAGCCAGGCAGCUGGGCAGAUUAUAGAGAUGAUGCUUUACGAACCUCAAGAACUCUGUCCUGUGCUCCAGCUCGAGACAAUAGGCAACAGCUACAUAUUGGAACAACCAAAAGAUCUACAUACCAUCCUUCCUCUUCUCACUUGA
Molecule: messenger RNA, 1515 nt
Organism: Aspergillus nomiae NRRL 13137
Lineage: Eukaryota; Fungi; Ascomycota; Eurotiomycetes; Eurotiales; Aspergillaceae
Exons: 4
Coding region: 1-1515 (504 amino acids)
Biological process (GO): RNA processing
Molecular function (GO): ribonuclease III activity
Source: RefSeq, a predicted model, not a curated record